AUGUUAAGAGUGAAGAAACUGGACUCGUAUUGGAACGACCUCUAUGUGAGACCCUAUGUUCGAUGUGGGCCAUUCAUAGUAGGAGUGGCAGUUGGAUACCUGCUAGUAUAUUUGACACGGAGUAAAAAAUGUAACACUUUGGAGAUUUCAAAGAAAUAUGUGGUAAUUGGUUGGUGCAUUUCGACAAUACUUGGACUCUACGCAAUCUUUGGUCUUUACGAUUACGCACGAACAGGAGACAUUACCGAAUGGUGGAAAGCUCUGUACAUCAUUUCUGGAAGACACUCGUACGCCAUCGCUUUAGGAUGGGUCGCCUUCGCGUGCGCUACCGGUAACGGAGGUCCUGUCGGAACUUUCCUUAGCUGGAAGUUCUUCAUGCCUUUGUCAAAAAUUACCUUUUGCGCGUACCUUCUCCAUCCGAUCAUGCUACAAAUCUACAACUUGAGUCGACCCCAACCAUUCCACUUUACGACAUUCUUCCAAAUGGUAAGUGAGCUAGUUGAAGGGGGAGUAGGGAUUACAAAUGUUCUGUGUUUAGCUCCAGCACACGUUUGA
Strongylus vulgaris is the source of this 555-nucleotide messenger RNA. Lineage: Eukaryota; Metazoa; Nematoda; Chromadorea; Rhabditida; Strongylidae. The record is from the annotation of a GenBank genome assembly.